Messenger RNA from Oppiella nova, 2778 nucleotides. The record is from the annotation of a GenBank genome assembly. Lineage: Eukaryota; Metazoa; Arthropoda; Arachnida; Sarcoptiformes; Oppiidae.
AAUGCUGUGGUGACUAAUGCUGUGAAUUGCGUACAAAUAACUGUAAUACAAAUAAUAGUGGAUUUAAUUGAUGUAAACAUAGCUGUUGUUCACAUUUGAAUGACACAUCCAUUGCUGUCCAUAAUAUGUGUAUUCAUUGAAUUGCUUUCCAUUCAUAUCGUGGUCUCAUUCACGGCCUAAAUGUCCGCAUAUUUACCACUCAUUUCACAUCCAAUUCACACAUCAAUUGACGGCUAAAUCCCGACCGAAGACUAAAUGCAAACCAAUGUCUGAACCGAAAGACCGAAUAUUAUCUGAAUUCACGACUCGGACGGCAACUGAUCCGGGAUUUGCUCGCGAUUUACUCGACUGUAAUGAAUGGGAUGUGAAGUCAGCGCUGAAUGCCUUCUAUAGGAUGAAUGGCUUACUGGCCGUCAAUGACACCAAACACGAGGAAUCGUUGGACACGAAUGGGGUUCACAUGAAUGACAAGAAGUGUCGCGAAGAGAGUUUGCCACAACUGGUGACCAUUAAGUGCAGUUCAGAGCCAUCCCUGUCCUCUCAUUCAUCCCAGUGUUCAGACGAGUCGUCCAACACGUCGUCGCCAUCAAAGUUAGCCAUCCAUUCAAAAGCAGACGACUCGACGGCUGAUGUCAUGGAGGAGACCAACAAGAAGUUGAGUCGAGGCAUCUCCAGAGCCACAGAUAAUGUCAACUUAGUGUCCAAAGCGCGCAAUGAGUUCGCACAAGACUUCAAAACUUCUUGUCGAGGAAGUCGUCUCUUAAAUACCACUAAUUUUCUCGAGACCCCAGACUUCACGUUCACAUUACCCGACCUUUCCAUACAUCCCGAGGACUUCAGGCUAUUCUUAGAGCAAGACUUGAUAGAGAAGUCGACUCUCGUAUCACUCGAAUCUUCCCAAAGACUUAACUGGUGGUCACAGGUCUGCCAGAAGUUGUGGCCGUUGGCCACCACUGGUGAUGGCAACUGUCUAUUACACGCCGCCUCCUUAGGGAUGUGGGGUUUUCACGAUAGGCUACUAGUGCUGAGGAAAGCAUUACAUGCGUUGCUUUCCAACAGUUCAUAUACGGCAGCGUUUUAUAGGCGAUGGAAAUGGCAAACAUAUUUCCAGAACUUUAAGGCCGGACUCAUAUUCUCUGAGAGCGAAUGGCGUCAAGAAUGGGAUUGUCUGCUAAAAAUGGCUUCAACUGAACCCAGAGUUAGAGCUCAUUCUGAUUACAAGAGUUCUGAACUAAACGGCGGCAAAAAGGACGACCCGUUAGAUGAGAUUCAACCACAUGUUUAUGAAAGUCUUGAAGAGAUCCACAUCUUUGCGUUGGCGCACGUUCUGCGGCGACCUAUUAUAGUGAUCGCAGACACUAUGCUUAAAGACAUAACUGGCGAAGCAUUCUUUCCGAUACCUUUCGGUGGUAUAUAUCUGCCACUCGAGUGUCCGGACAAUAAUCUCAUGAAAUCUCCACUUUGUCUCACUUACGACGCCGCCCAUUUCUCGGCGUUGGUUUCAAUGGACAAAGAGAUCCAAUUCGUUGACAAUCAUCCGUCGCCACCGCCGGCAGCCAUUCCUCUCAUGGAUUUUGAACACAAUAUACUUCCGCUUCAGUUUGUUGUGGAUCCGGGAGAGGAUGUGUUCAACAAAGAACAGCACUUUUCCGAUGAAAUGGUUGAGCGGCUGACUCUGAGUGAAGGCCAGAAACUGAAACUUUUGAAGCAAUACUUUGACGUGAAUUCCAUCGAUUGUCCGAAAUCUGAAACAGAUUUAGUAAUCGAUAAGAAGCCAAACAAACGGAACGCAAAAUUAAGUGCAAUGGAAAAGUCGCGAACACUUCCGAGUAGUUUUGAAUCGGACGACAGCUCUUCAGACGCGCCCUCGGCCUCCAGUGUCGGCGGAAGUGUUAGUAAAGCGAAAGCAUUUAGUAGUAAAGCCGCCAAACAGUUGCUACAGAUUACCAAACAUUUCGGAUCUCUCGGAAGAAUGAGUAAACGAAUUAAGAAAAAUUUGGGAACUUUUGCCAAAAGAGGCACUUCUUUCAGAAGUAAAACCAAUGGUUUAUCUCAGACUAAGACUUCGGAUUUGAAAACUACCAAAAACGCCAACUCUAGUGAACACCAAAAAGUGUCUGAUUGUGAACUCAACAGUCAUUGUCCGAUAGACUGGAAUAAAAUAAUAGUCGCGCUUUUGCAUACAGACAGACGGCAUAUAUAUUACGAUGAGAUGAUUAGAAACUAUUUAAACACAGCUCGAGCUCGCUUUCUGAGGCAAUGUCGAGAAAAGAAAGCGAUUCCGUGUACCGGUGCUACUGGACCAGUGAUUACAAGCAAAUCUAGCCCUACGCCAGACAACGAUCACUCAAAUCUGACAUUAUGUGUGAAUACCGGUUGUAAAAUGUUCGGUACAUUACAUAACAACUAUCUGUGUUCGUCAUGCUUUGCACAACAGAAGCAACAGUUGACAGACAAUGACAACAACUAUACGAAUAGUACUGAUUGCCACAAACCCAAUGAUAUAUCAAAAGAGGUCGAUCUGGAGUCGGAUUCGCAACACUUGAAAGUGUCCUUAAAUUCGCCAAAAAGUAAAUUAGUUGACGAGGACUUAGUAACAGUAAAAGUAGGACUUUCUAACUUCUACGUCCCCACCUCUAUCUGAACCACUUUACAACUGCUUGAAAAUAUUCAUCACAUUAUUUUAGACUCAAUUUUUGUAAAUACAGUCAAUCACCCAUUGAUGACCACUUAGUGCAACAUUACAUGUAUUUUAAUACGAUAACUCAUUUGAUCCCA